GGAAAAUAUUAUAGACUAUGGAAUCACGGGGAAAAAGCUUAUUGGUGAUCAGUGUAUUAACUUGGGGACUGAACAUAUGCAAAGCUACGUCAAACCAAACAGAUCCCACAACAAACAUGGAAUCAAACGAGAUAACCGUGACAUCACCCUACCACGACAAUGAAUCAGGACGAACAUUCAACCACAUGUCAACCAUGGACCACAACAUGGUCUCAGGCAACACCAUGCAUGAAGUGGAUGCAGUUGACUACCAUCAACGCUGGAUGAACCACCAUCAACAACAACUGCAAAAUGCUGAGUUGAUGAAAAACGACCAGGACACCUCGUUCACCUACAACCGACAUGGAGAGUAUGAGACCUAUGACCAUCUGGACCAUGACGACUAUCACAGUCACCAUCCGUGGGACCUCACCUCCAUGAAGCCCUUCAUCAAGAUGCCCAUGAAACCAACAAAGAUGCUGGAUUUCUCUUCGAUCGACUUCAUGAAGAUCGCUAUGGUUGCUGUGUUGAAGCUGGUGCUAUUCAAGAUCCAAACCAUUGGCACUGUCAAGUUCCUUGCGUUUCUACUCAUGAAAAUCCCAAUAAUCCUGAUCAAAAUCGCGAUGAAAGUGAUGUUUGUGAUGAAAUUUAUCCAAAUACUCAAGUAUCUAGCAAUUCCUUUCCUUCUACCUACAAUCCUCUCCCUUCUAGCUCCUCUACUCCCCAUCCUUCUCCCUCUACUACUUCUGCCUCUUCUUCUUCCUCUCUUACUCUUCCUGCCGAUUCCUGUGCUUGCCAUGGUUGGAACAUCCUCAACAACCACUACUUCAACAACAACCAUGGCUCCAACUGCCAGACAGAGGAGGUCCAUAGCAGCAACUGAUGUGGGAUUCCGAUUUGAUCGACAAAAGCUGGACAUGGCCUUCUUCCGGAAACUGGUCGACUCGGAAAUGUGCCUGGAAAGGAUAGCUUGCAACCUUGCCGCAGACAAGAAGGCAUCCACCUUCUCAUCUUUAGUUUCAUGGAUCCUUGAAACUGCCAAGGGUUAUGUGAAUCAUCCAAGGUACAAGUCCUAUUCGGAAGCUUACAGACUUGGAACAUCUUCACGUGCAAACAAAAGGAUGUGCUCAAAUUAUUAUCCUUGCAACGGACUUCGAAAAGCAUGAACUUUCAAAACCUGAGAAAAUCCAAAUUCAUAAUAUUUAGGCUGUGCUUCUUUAGUUGGACUGAAGAAAUGAGUUUGUCGGCUUAUCUUGGUAAAGGGAAAUUUAUUAUUUAUUGAAAGUAAAAAAAGUCAGAUUUUUAAUAAUAAAAUAAAUAAUAUCGUUGUGAUAAAUAAGUAGGCUAUAUUACUAGAAUAGAUUAUUUUCAUGAAUGUUUCCAACUGGGGUUGUAUAGAAAGGGUAAUUCUUGUUUACAGUACUUGAUGUUCGAGAAGGAAUGUACUCUAAUAUCGAUGGAAUUCAAUAUUGCAAAAUCAAUUGGAAUGUUUGAAUAAGAUAAAUGAUUUUUAUCAAAACAUUAUAUUGGAAUACUUCAUAAUAUAAUGUAUAAGCUUUAUGCCAUAAGGUCAUGGAAGAUACGUGGUGAAUAAUUUAAUUAUAUAAUGUAAAUAAAUUAGAAGGGAUAUGUGUAACAGUGGCAUAAACCCUUAACUGCACACUGGAUGAAUCUAUCCAGUGAAUCUGGUUGGUAAACUUUUGAUUCAAUUUUGCAUACGAAAGUAUUAUAAUUAUUUUAGUGAGUUUACAUACUCUUAUUAAGAUUGAUUAAUCAAAUGUUAGUAGGUAGGUGAUUAUUCACUAUAACGUAUAAAAUAAAUUGUU
Messenger RNA from Nilaparvata lugens (brown planthopper), 1805 nucleotides. RefSeq lists its product as uncharacterized. Bases 18 to 1145 code for a protein of 375 amino acids. The transcript has 2 exons. The record is from RefSeq and is a predicted model, not a curated record. NCBI's taxonomy places the organism in Eukaryota, Metazoa, Arthropoda, Insecta, Hemiptera, Delphacidae.